UAUCAUUAAGUCUGUAAAGAUGCAACGAAGGUGUUGUUAUUUAGAGUUUCUUCUUUAUUUAUUUUGGAUUACUAACCAAAUUGAGUGUCAAGAUCAUAUUAUUGGCAAAUGGUUUUCAAGUGAGGAGGUCAAACGUUAUCACAUUCCUAAAAAAAAUAUCAAACAUCAUUACGCAAAAAACGACAAUAUAACAUUUAGGAAAAGUUUGAAAAAAGACGUUAGUUUUGAAGAUCUCAGAGGGGAAGUUCCAGAGUUGGAUCACCAAGAGCGUUGCAAAGAAGUUGUCAAGAUAGGCUGCAGCAAAUGUGUUCACGCCGGAGGCCUGUUAUACUUGUGCCAGUAUAUAGAUUGUGUCGAUAAAGAUGCAACAUGUACGCCUGGUACUUGGUUCAAUUCAGAAAACGAGAAGAAUUGUAAUGAAUGUUUCUGUUUGGAUGGCACCGCGUCCUUUUGUUAUCCUUAUUUAUGUUAUGGACAAAAAAAAAAAUCUCAUGAAUUGGUCAGACUGCAUGGCGUGGUUAAAGACAAGAGCCUUGAGACAUGCACCCCGGGACACGAGUUCAUACAAGGCGUGCCGUCCCGGUGCGAGGGAUGUAAAUGCAAAGAUAAUGGUCGAUGGGCCUGCUGGCAUGAAUACAGAAGUUGCAAUGAAAUUGUGCCUGGAUUACUAUCGCAAACAUCAAAAGAUUGUGAAGUGGGCAAGUUGUGGAUAGAUGUGAAUUCUUGCAGCGUUUGCUAUUGUUUGAGUUCUGGUCAGAAAAUGUGCGGCACUGGUUUUAGCUGCACUAAGAAUAAACAAAAUCAACCAUCAUGUACUAAUCGGAAAUGCACUGCGGAUUGCUACAAUAAAGACAAUCGUACUCUGGGUCUCUGCCUAGAGGAGGACUGUGUUUGUACUCCGCCGUACACAAAGAAAUAAAUAAU
Molecule: messenger RNA, 924 nt
Organism: Papilio xuthus (Asian swallowtail)
Lineage: Eukaryota; Metazoa; Arthropoda; Insecta; Lepidoptera; Papilionidae
Exons: 10
Coding region: 20-919 (299 amino acids)
Source: RefSeq, a predicted model, not a curated record